Hirundo rustica (Barn swallow) is the source of this 3321-nucleotide messenger RNA. It is a transcript of the gene AQP5, whose product is annotated as aquaporin 5. The record is from RefSeq and is a predicted model, not a curated record. Gene Ontology annotation, biological process: transmembrane transport. Gene Ontology annotation, cellular component: plasma membrane; apical plasma membrane. Gene Ontology annotation, molecular function: water channel activity. Lineage: Eukaryota; Metazoa; Chordata; Aves; Passeriformes; Hirundinidae. The transcript has 6 exons. Bases 2030 to 2824 code for a protein of 264 amino acids.
AAGCUCCUCCAGCACAGGUAGGAUGGGGAGGGGGAAAAUCUUCCCGGGGACAUCUCCCUCCCACAUCCUCUCAAUUUAUUUUAUCCCGGCUGUGCUCCUUGUAAACCAAGAAAGGACUGCACAGUGAAGACAUUUCCACAGUGAAGACAUUUCCACAGCAAACACCUUUCCAGAGGAGAAACUGUCCUGACUCUGAAUCCUGAGCACACAACAAACAGCCCGCGAGAAUUCCAGCCAAAAGGAGGAGUUUGCUGGAGGAGCCAACAGCAAAAUGCAGCCGCUGCCAAGGGAGAUCCAGGAUGGGGAUGUUGAGGAAGGGUUUGAAGGAUGGGAACAGGGAGGAUUUUAUCCUGCUGGAGCGACAGACAGGGCUGAAGGGAAGUGGCAAGUAAUUACAGCAACUGGAAUCAGGCCAGGGUGUCUUGAAAUACCAGCUUGCAAAACUUUCACCAAAACACGCCAACAGACCAGGUGUUUCGAGGAUAACAGAUCUGGGCUUUGACUCUGCAAUCAGCCCCGGGAUCAGCAGAACCAGGAGAAAACCAUUAUCAGGAAUUAAGGCUGUAACAGAUCCUCAGUCCCUCGAGGCCCUCCAGGUCUGUUUUGCUCAGGAUUUGGGGUACAAAGGAAGAGAAAAGCUCAUUUAUUUCUGGACAAGAAGUUCUCUCUCCUUGCCCUGGACAGAAUCCUCCUGGUGUUUGACCCGCCCCAGGCCUGACAGCCUCCUCAGAAGGCAGCAGUGAAUCCAACUUUUUGGAUGUAGGGAGGAUUUUACCAGAGGAGGAUUUUGUCCUGCCUGCAGAGCUUUGCUCCCUGAGUGCUGGAGCCCACGCAGAAGGACCUGGCAGCCAGGGAUAAACCCAGCCUGGGCAUCACUGGGGAAAGGAAACGUGGAUCACCCGAGCAAGGAGAGCAGAUCUGGCACCCAAACCCGCCUCAAAGAAAACUUCCUGGCACGAGCCCUGCGAGGGCUACGAGAGAACCAAGAACUCUUUGUUAAGUGCCAAACGAGACCUCUUCCACCCCAAAACCUCGGUCCCCAACAGCUCCGUGUGCACGGCCCCGAGAGCCUCCCCCGCCACUCCCUGCCAGCCAAGCUCGGCAGAUGGAUGAGUUUGGGAUGGAGGGCAGCGGCCCGGGAACGUGAGAGGAGAUGUGUAAACACAGCCUGUGUCCAUACAGAGCCUGCGGCUGGGUGCUGGCAUUCCCAGGAACAAAAUCAUUGCUCGUUGAGCAAGAGCUGGAAAGGCAGAAAGAGAAGGAAAGGGCGCAGGGUGGCAGGGGAGGAGACGCCGCUCCCAGCUGCAGGCUGGGAGCAGCCCCCCAUUCCAGCACUUCUUCCAGUGCUCUGGAAGGAGCAGCAGAAAGGAAAGGAAGCAGAGAUUCCACGCCAGGCUCUGCACCAGGAGCCCUCUCUUUCUUAUUUCUCCAUCCAUGCACCUCAGGGAAGCUUCGGCUCAUCUACGGCUCUCCAGAAGGACAAAGCUUCCCCCAAACCCUCCCCUGCUCCCUGGACCACUGCAAGACACUCUUUUCCUGGAGCUGAGCUCUUUUGACAGCCUGUGAGAAGCUCCAGGUGUUCGAAUUUCCUUUACAAUUCAAGGUCCCAUGGAAGGGGAAUGUACGCAGAGCCCAGCCCCAGGAGAGCUCCUCCAGCCCAGCCAGGGUUUUCAACGGGAGCGGCGUGCAGGCGCAGGGAAGGAAGGGAGGGAGCGAAUAUUAACUACACCUGUGCUAAUGAAACACCCAGGACCUGGCGAGAGGCAGUAAAAGGGAAAAGCAGAGGAGGGAGCUCAGCCUCGUUAUGCAACCUCGUUAUUUAACGACCACAAGACACCCUAUAGGGGCUCUUUGUUUGCGGAGCGAAAGGGGAGAAAUGCCACCAAUAUCUGAGUCACUGGUUCACCAAGAGGCUCCAAAGACAUUUUCAGAUAGGUAUGGCCCUACACCUGGCUGCACACACCGGAGCCCGGACACGGAGCAAUCCUAAACGUUCUUCCUCCCUGGCUGCCCUCCACCUGCUCCCACCAUGAAGAAGGAAAUACUAACCCUGGCCUUUGCCCGAGCCGUCUUUGUGGAGUUCCUCUCCACGCUCAUCUUCGUCUUCAUUGGGCUGGGCUCGGCGCUGAAGUGGCCGUCGGCCCUGCCCAGCAUCCUGCAGAUCGCGCUGGCCUUCGGGCUGGCCAUCGGCACCUUGGUGCAGGCCUUCGGCCACAUCAGCGGCGCCCACAUCAACCCCGCCGUCACCAUCGCCUUCUUCGUGGGCAACCAGAUCUCCCUGCUGCGCACGCUGCUCUACGUCCUGGCCCAGCUGGUGGGGGCCAUCGCCGGCGCCGGGAUCCUCUACGGCGUCACCCCCGCCAUCACCCGCGGCAACCUGGCCAUCAACGAACUCAACCAAAAUAUAACCCCAGGCCAGGCCCUCGUGGUGGAGAUCAUCCUCACCUUCCAGCUGGCCGCCUGCAUCUUCGCAUCCACGGACAACCGGCGCAGCGGCGUCGGCUCCCCGGCGCUGUCCAUCGGCCUCUCCGUCACCGUGGGACACCUGGUGGGGAUUUACUUCACCGGCUGCUCCAUGAACCCCGCGCGCUCCUUCGGGCCCGCGGUCGUCACCAGGAGGUUCAGCUCCGUGCACUGGGUGUUCUGGGUCGGGCCCAUCCUUGGCGCUUGCUUGGCCUCCCUGCUCUACUUCUACAUCCUGGUCCCCUACUGCAUGAACAUGUCUGACAGGGUGGCCAUCAUCAAGGGCACCUACGAGUCCGAGGAGGAGUGGGAAGAGCAGCGGGAGGAGAGGAAGAAGUCCAUGGAGCUGACCCCGCCGUAGGAGCGGCUGGAGGAGCCAAGCCGAGGGAGGGGAGGGAGCCCCACACACGGGCUCAUGUGUGCCCCAGCGCAGGCAACGACCACACCCAGCUGCAGACUCUUGAUCCAAAGGCUUCCCCUCCAGGCCCCCGUGGGGUGCAGGAAGGCCAGGGGCUGUGUGUGUGUGUGUGUGAGUGUGUGAACCCCGGUGUGAACUCCAGAGCCUCUCCAGCUUCCCCGCAGUCCCAAAACCCCUCAGCCAGGCCCUGGCACCCUCGGCUCCAUCCCUGCCCUCCCGGCGCAGCUCUGUGCCACGGCAGGGCCCCAGGCCCCACAGCUGGGCCACCUGCAGGACUUCAUCUGGCCCAGGUAUGGGAGCACCUGGGGGAAGGGGAACAACCGCUUAGGGCAGGGGGUGCAGCUACCCCCGGCCCGGGGGCCGCUCGUAGAUGCUCUUUCACCUUUCCUGGUGCUGGGAGUCCCUUUUAUCCCCAAAGAACGAGACUUUUUGGAUCCUGU